Messenger RNA from Physcomitrium patens, 876 nucleotides. RefSeq lists its product as uncharacterized. NCBI's taxonomy places the organism in Eukaryota, Viridiplantae, Streptophyta, Bryopsida, Funariales, Funariaceae. Gene Ontology annotation, biological process: P450-containing electron transport chain. Gene Ontology annotation, cellular component: mitochondrion. Gene Ontology annotation, molecular function: 2 iron, 2 sulfur cluster binding; electron transfer activity. The record is from RefSeq and is a predicted model, not a curated record.
CAAGCGUGCUGUGGAGACGGGGCAGCGUUGUGUGUGUUCUUCUCCAUUGUUUUGCAGGGCAUCGUGGGCGUGAAGCGAGUGGGAGAGGGAUCGUCGCAGUGAGGGCACACACAAGAAUCAUGGCCAUGGCCGCUGCCCAAAGUUUGAGGGGCUCACGCCGCCACCUGCUGUCGUAUGUCCGCUACGGCGGCUCCAUCGCUACGCAGUCCGAGAGCUUCGUGGUCCGCCAAGGCUCUGCCAAAGUCUCCGAUCGCGUCUUGGAAAUGACCGCCAUUGACGAGGACGGCCAGCGCCACCAAAUCAAGGGCCUCACGGGGCACACGCUGCUGCGCACUCUCGUCGAGAGAGGGCUGUUCGACCCCGAGCGCCACCGCUUGGAGAAUAUCAAUGCCUGCGGGGGCGAAUGCGAGGUCAGUAUCGCUAAUGAGUGGUUGGACAAGCUACCUCCCAGAUCUGAAGAUGAGCUUGAAGUCUUGAAAGACAAGACGCAUGCGAAAAAAGCUGACCCACACGCAAGGCUGGGUUGUCAGAUCGUUCUUGAGCCAGAGCUUGAGGGCAUGGUGGUCUCUAUCGCUGAAGAGAAACCGUGGAGAACUUUGUAGUUCACCCCUUUACUUGUUGUUUUGCAAUCUUUUUAUGCUCUUGCUAGGUGAAUCACUCAUGGCAGUGAUUGUUAGUCAAGAGAGGUUAGAACAUCUCGCGGUAUGUCCUUGAAUGAGAGAUGUAAGAGAUGUAAGAGCUGAUUCUUGCAUUAGUUCGGACUUUUGUCAGCAUUCAGAACUGAUAAUGAAUAAUGCUUCACGAGGCUCUUUCUAACGGAAAGCCUGAGUUUUGAAAUGGUUUCUUGUGCUGGAGGAAGCACUUCCAAUUUUGAAA